AUGUGGUUGAAAGGCAAGAAAGAUAAGCCAAACGACAUGUGGAACAGCAAGCCAGAGCACAGGGCGCAUGAUACUCUGAUGCCUGAAUUGCAUAUGGACAACAUAAUGGAGGUCCUCAACCAAGGGUUAGCAAAAACAAGAGACCUCUUCGUUAAAUUUCAUAAAGCCAUUGAUCCUACUGUUGAUUGUUCUGCUCUUGAAAACUAUGUUAUCCCACUGUUCCCCAUUGACUGGACUCUUAGCGCGCUGGGAGUUAUGAAUGCGGUGGACCUUACUGCUCACCUGUGCUAUGUCAAUUGGCAUUCAGAAUCAGAGGAAGACAACAUCAUGUCUAGGGUGAAUGGCUCUAAGCCCCAGCCUGCUAGUGUUGGCACCCAAGAGACUCUCCCAUCUCAUGUGUAG
This is a messenger RNA of Suillus clintonianus, 402 nucleotides long. RefSeq lists its product as uncharacterized. The transcript has 3 exons. Lineage: Eukaryota; Fungi; Basidiomycota; Agaricomycetes; Boletales; Suillaceae. The record is from RefSeq and is a predicted model, not a curated record. Bases 1 to 402 code for a protein of 133 amino acids.